AUGUCGUCGUCGUUCCGCCCGAGGGUUGACCCGACGACGUGGGGGACGGAGCACCGGCGCCGCGCGGACGACGACUUGACGCGGCGGCGCGAGCGCGAGCGCGUGCGCGCGACGCUCGACGCCGCGGACGCGGCGGCGGCGGAGUCGCUGCGCCGCGCGAGGCACGACGCCGCGGCGACGACGCGCGUCGAGCGCGAGGCGUCGCGCGACGCGAGGAACGCGCGUCGACGCGCGCCUCCGCUCCCCGGGGAGGAAUACGUCCACCUGCCGCAGCACGGGAGGAACCCGUCGCUGGCCGCGCGCGCGACGAACGGCGCGCUCGCGCGUCGCGUCGCGCAGGCCGAGGCGGCGGUGGCCGCCGCGGAGGCGGCCGCGAGCUUGCUGUGGAAGGGGGGCGGCGAGCGCGGCGCCGGAGGCGGCAAUAAAGGGGCGGACGAUCGACGCGUCGCGCGUCGUCAACGAGACGACCGCCAACUCGCGCCGCCGACGCACCGCGCGGCGUCGCCGAAGGUUGUCGUGCACCGCGACCCGGACGCCGCGAGGUUCGCGACGACGACGACGCGCCGCCCGCGGACGCCGUCGCCGCCGAGGUACGGCGCGUACCGAACGACGAGAGACGGGUACGCGGCUUCGCGUCGCGAAGCCGUCGUUUGCGGCGGCGGCGGGUACUCGUCCCACGACGACGACGACGACGACGACGACGGGCGUCGGAACCUGAGACCCGCGGUCCGCGGCGGCUACGGCGCCGCGCCGCCGAACGCGAACGUCGCGCUCGCGCGGCUGCGCGAGGGAAGGCGCGCGGCGACGACGACCGGCGCCGGCAUCCGCGCGCGGCGUUUGGAUUCGAAUCCAAACGCGUCCCCCCGCCGCGCGACGGUUCGUCGCGCCGACGUCCGCGACGGCGGGGACUACCGCCUCGACGGCAAGACGCGCAUCGAGAUCGCGCACCUCAGAGAGGACCUUCGCGUCGCGGAGUGGGACGACGCGGAGCGGCUCGAGCGCGAUAUGCGCGACGCGGCAGCGGCGCGGGAUAAUCUGACGCGGUACGGCGAGGAGGCGCCCGGGCGCCUGACGUCGAGGACGCGAGGCACGCUCGCGGCGUUGAAGGCGCGGCGCGGCGGCGGCGGCGGCAGCAGCAACGGCGGGUCGCGCGCGGGGAGCGUGUACUCGAGCUACGACGGCGGCGAGGACCUCUCCGACGACGUCGCGGAGUACUUCAACCGCGACGCCGACCCGGCCCGCGGCGCGACGUCGCGGCAGCCGCGGUUCGACGCGAAGAAGCCCGCGUGGAACGACGAGCCUUUCGCGGAGGACGCGCGCGCGCCGGCGUGGGGGGACGUGAACGGGUACGGGAACGACGGCGACGAGGAGGACGAGCCCGCGCCGCCGUUUCCGCCGGCGCGUCAGCGCCCGCGACCGAAGAUGCAACCUUCCUCAAAGAUGCGGCGCGAUAAGCCGGGGUGGAACGCCGACGCGGCGGACUCGAGAGGCGGGUUCGACGAAGACGCGCCGAUCCGACGAAGAGAGACGCAGACGCGUCGCGCCGCCUCGCCGCCGCCGCCGCCUCCCGCCGCCGCGGCGCGUCCGGUCGCGAGCUUCGACGACGUGCCCGCGGUGGCGGGCGGCGGGAGUAACGGCGACGCCCCGUUCAACUUUUCGCGGAUGUCCGUCCCCGACGGCGCCGACGCCGGGCCGACGAAGCUGACGCCGUGCGCGACGUGCGGGCGCAAGUUCGCCGCGAGAGCGCUGGAGAUUCAUACUAGGUCGUGCGGGAAAUCGGCGACGCGGAAGAAGUUCGACGCCUCCAAGGCGCGCGCCGCGGGGACGGAGGUGGAAAAGUUUCAAGGAGAAGCCGCGCGCGCGGGGCGAGGGCCGAGGGGUGGCGUCGCGAGCAAGAGCCAGCCGCGAAACUACCUGAAGACGGCGGCGAAGGCGGCGAUGGGAGGAGCGACAGGGGGAACCCAGAGGCGCGCGACCGGCGGCGCGGCGCUGGACAUCUCCCCGCCGAAGCCCGGGAAGCCGGUGCCGAAGUGGAAGAAGCAGAGCGAGAUGCUCCGAGCCGGGCUGAGCGGGGCGAGCGGGAAGGGCGGCGGCGGCGGCGGCGCGAUGACCGAGUAUUCCGCGGGCGACGACCUCGAGCAGUGCCCGCAUUGCCUGCGGAAGUUCAACGAGACCGCCGCGGCGAGGCACAUCCCGCAGUGUCGGAACAUCCAGGCGAAGCCGACGCGGUUGCAGAAAGGGGGCGGACGCGGGGCGCAUCACAGGGGGGACGAGAACAAAGCCCCGAAGAAGUACGGGAGGUGGUGAGUAGAACAUGUAAUUUACAGUAUGGAUUCAAAGAGUUGAGAAU
Messenger RNA from Micromonas pusilla CCMP1545, 2350 nucleotides. RefSeq lists its product as uncharacterized. The transcript has a single exon. The record is from RefSeq and is a predicted model, not a curated record. NCBI's taxonomy places the organism in Eukaryota, Viridiplantae, Chlorophyta, Mamiellophyceae, Mamiellales, Mamiellaceae. The coding region runs from base 1 to 2307 and encodes 768 amino acids.